AUGUCUACCGAUGUGAAUGAGUCUCAUGACCUCUGUAUUGACGUGCACAAAGUCCAAAGUUUCCUCUUGACCAAUGCUCGAAUAGUGGACUAUCCCAUAGUAUACUGCAACGAGGGAUUCGCCAAAAUGACUGGAUACAGUAGGGUGGAUAUAAUGCAAAAGAGCGGGAAUUGCUCCUACCUCUGUGGUGAUCAAACAACUCAGGAGAUGAAGGACCGACUGAUGCAAGCUCUGGAUAGCCAAACCAAGGAGCAGCUGGAAAUUUUGCUCUAUAAGAAGAACCGAACCCCACUCUGGUUGAUGGUGCAUAUUGCUCCGGUUGUGAAUGAGCGGGCCGAGACGGUAUUGAUACUUCUCACUUUUCGCGACAUAACGGCCUUGAAAACACCCCUGGAUGAUGAGGAUUCAAACAAAGCGGGUUUGAAUAAGUUUGCCCGACUGGCGCGAUCGGUGACGCGGAACCGGACAAUGUUGCAGCAGCAGGUAGCAGCCAGUGCAACCCCCACGCCUCAGCCGACAUCUGGGGCGCCACCUGACUGGAAUCUCCUCAGCCCUGAAAUGGCCGAUACAAGGCAUUCCAGUCGAUCUCCUGGCUCCUCCAUUUCACGAACCCCCUCGCCACAUCCGGGCGAAGAACACAGCAUCCUCUCACCCACACCAAAAGCUCAAGCAGAUUUAGAGAAGGGUGCUGCGGUUGAUAUUGCCAAUAUUCGCCUAACGCACUAA
Messenger RNA from Rodentolepis nana, 726 nucleotides. The record is from the annotation of a GenBank genome assembly. NCBI's taxonomy places the organism in Eukaryota, Metazoa, Platyhelminthes, Cestoda, Cyclophyllidea, Hymenolepididae.